UCAGCAGCGGCCUCUUCUUACAAAACUUUGCAAUAAAUUGACAUAUUGCACCCAAAUCAAAAAAUGCAAUCACCAAACUCAUACAAUGAAGCUUGAAUUCUUGCUCUACUUUUUCCUCUUCAUCUUGCUACUACUCACACUCACUAAAUCAUCAAAGCAUAACAAGAAUUCUGCUACCUCUCCUCUCCCUCCAGGUCCAUGGAAGCUUCCAUUCAUAGGAAACUUGCACCUUCUCUUCGGAUCUCUUCCACACAUUGCUCUCAAAAACCUAUCCACCAAAUUCGGACCACUCAUGUAUCUCAAGCUAGGCCAUGUCCCCACCAUCAUCGUCUCCUCCUCCGACGUCGCCAAGCAAGUCAUGAAAACGCACGACCUGAUCUUCGCCUCCCGCCCGCCUCUGCUGGCAGUCAAGAUCAUGUCGUACAACUGCACGGACAUAGCGUUCGCGCCAUACGGACCCUACUGGAGGGAGCUCCGCAAGAUCUGCACGCUUGAGCUCUUGAGUGCUAAUCGCGUCCAGUCCUUCCACUCGCUGAGGCAGGAAGAGAUUCUGAUGCUUGCUCAAUCCAUAGCUUCGUGCACGGGAUCACCGGUUAAUCUGACUGAGAAAGCGUACGCUUCCGCCUACAGUCUCACUUCAAGGGCCGCGUUUGGCAUGAAAACCAAGGAGCAUGAAGCGUUUGUUUCGCUAGCUCAAGAAGGUACCGAAAUGGCUUCCGGUUUCGAUCUUGCUGAUGUGUAUCCUGGUGUUAAGUUGCUUCAAGUGAUGAGCAUAACUAGGUGGAGAUUGACGAAGCUGCAUCGACAGGUAGACAAGAUUCUUGAAAACAUCAUUAAUCAGCACAAAACUGUGAAUUGUAGUACAAGACAAGACGACCUAGUUGAUGUUCUGCUAAGAUAUCAAGAGAGUGGACAGGAACUUCCCCUUACCAUUGACAACAUCAAAGCUGUUAUCCUAGAUGUUUUCAGUGCAGGAAGUGAGACGUCGGCGACAACAGUAGUUUGGGCAAUGACUGAGAUGCUGAGAGACACACGAGUCCUAGAAAACGCUCAGGAAGAAGUGAGACGUGUUUUCAAGGACAAGGGCUGUGUCGACGAAUCUCACUUCGACAAGCUCAAAUAUCUCAAGGCAGUAAUUAAGGAGACACUAAGGUUACAUCCACCACUGCCCUUGUUACUCCCCAGAGAGUGCAGCCAGAUCUGCAACAUCAAUGGAUACCGAAUCCCACUGAAAGCUAGAAUCAUGGUGAAUGCGUGGGCGAUCGGGAGAGACCCCAAACAGUGGGGGGAGGACGCUGAUAGCUUUAAACCGGAAAGGUUUCUUGAUGCUUCAAUCGACUUUAUAGGCAAUAACUUCGAGUUUAUUCCUUUUGGCGCAGGUAGAAGGGUAUGCCCUGGGAUCACAUUUGGUCUCACCAAUGUCGAGCUUCAACUGGCGAUGUUUCUCUAUCAUUUCGAUUGGAAUCUGCCCGACGGAAUAAAACCACAUCAACUAGCAAUGACAGAGACGUUUGGCGUUACGGUUAAAAGGAAAGAUGACUUGAUGGCCGUUCCUACUGUCAAGAUACCCCUCCAAAUUCUUUGAAUGUAGCAAUGGAUUAAGAUUUGAAUUCUAGUUCAUAUAUAUUUCUGUGGCAUAAUCAAGAUAGAACCUUGAUUGCUGGAAGCCUCAUAGAGGUCAAGAUACCCAAUGUAUUUUAUGUCAAGAAUCCAAAAUCCAUAUUUCAAUGGCACAUAUCACAAAUCAGUUUGGA
Salvia hispanica is the source of this 1754-nucleotide messenger RNA. Its product is annotated as salviol synthase-like. The record is from RefSeq and is a predicted model, not a curated record. Gene Ontology annotation, molecular function: iron ion binding; oxidoreductase activity, acting on paired donors, with incorporation or reduction of molecular oxygen; monooxygenase activity. NCBI's taxonomy places the organism in Eukaryota, Viridiplantae, Streptophyta, Magnoliopsida, Lamiales, Lamiaceae.